This is a messenger RNA of Harmonia axyridis, 2473 nucleotides long. RefSeq names its product A-kinase anchor protein 17A-like. The transcript has 6 exons. The record is from RefSeq and is a predicted model, not a curated record. The coding region runs from base 178 to 2325 and encodes 715 amino acids. Lineage: Eukaryota; Metazoa; Arthropoda; Insecta; Coleoptera; Coccinellidae.
AAUUGAGGUUAAGUAAAAUGUCAAAAUACUAAAAUCGAAUGUUUGUGUACUAAUUGUAAUUUGUGAACGGAUCAAAAAAAUGAGAUCGAAAACAAGUCAUUUGAAAAGCAUUCAUGAAUUAUUUUAAUUGCUUUUAUUUUUUUUUCUUUAGAUUUUAUAAGAAAUAAUCAAUAAAUCAUGAAUGCUUUUCAGACUUGCAAGGAUACUUCAGAUAUUCUCCCUCUCUAUAUUCCCCAACAACUAUUCCUGAAACCUACUGCAAGAAUGAAUGUAUCCUUACAAUUGCCCAACGUUGUAAAAAAUGGAAAAAGUAUUUCACACUUGGAAAUUAUGGACAAAUUACGUGACCUUUUGAAACCACAAGAAUUCAGCGAGUUGAAAGUAUCCAAAAGUACUUUGGAAUUUGUCCGUUUUGAAGCUGAAGUCGAUACAAAGAAAAAACUCGAAGCAGCUGUUCUUAAACUCAAUAAUAAAACUAUCAAACUUAAAAACUUCUCAGAACUAAUGCGAGUAAAAGCUGCAAUUGCCAAAAGUGAUUUUCCUAGUCGUCAAGCCUGGGAUAGUUUUUUUAAUGAAGCUAAGGAUAUGGAUGAAUUUAAACCUGGUCAAAGACCAGAUACGGUUCACAUAUCAAAUUUACCAACAAAAUGGUUUGUUCCUUACCAUUUGUUGGAUGAAGAAGACUUGCUGCCUUCUGAGAAACUAUUCUACAAGAUAUUUGAGAAGUUUGGCCCAAUUAGGUGCAUAGAUAUUCCACUCUGCGAUCCUUAUCGUAAUAAAAUGAAGGACCAUAUAUCUGGAAUAAAAAAUUCUUCAUGGGACGACAAGUGUUUCUUUGAGGGUUAUGUGCAAUACAAAGACUAUAUGGGAUUUUCAAAAUGUAUGGACUACUUAAGAGACAUGAAGUUGAUUCAUAAAGAAGAAGAAGAGGUUUUCACCGUCAAUAUAAAAGUAGAUUUCGAUAGAUCUAAACACUUGAGUGAAGCUUCAAUUCGUAGAAGAGAAAUAGUUCGGGACAGGCUAGUGAAGAAGCAGAGAGAAAAAGAAGAGAGGGAAAUGAAUGAAGUAGAGGAGAAAAAGAGAAAGGAAGAAGAGGAAAAGAAGAGAGAAUUAACUGCCAAACAACAAAAAGAACAAAGAAGGCGACUAAGGGAAGAAAAGAGAAAAGCAGCCAUUCUGGAGAAACUCAAAAUAAAAAGCGCCGACGAAAUAAAUGCCAAAAUUGCCAAAGAAGAGAAAAAAUUACUCAAGGCUCAAAGAAAGUUGGAGAGUAUCAGGUUGCUUGAAGAAUUGUUCAGGAGGAUCAAAGAAAAAAGAGAAAUCGAGGAAGUUAAUUCUUAUAACGUUGAACGAAGUAAAAAUGCUGACAGUGAACUGAGAAAAUACAAGUUCACUAGUGAAAAGGAACUUUUGGACCAGAAACAAAAAUUGCAUAACGUACUACAGGGAAGAGUCAUGCUGAAGACUGUUUUGAAAGGAGGAAAACACGAUUUGACAUCUAGCUCUGACGAAGACAUACCACCUAAUAAUUCAGGUAAUCCAGACGAACUGUACCCUGUAAGAGGUUUGGAUAGUGGCGACAUCUAUCCAGAACAAUUAUUGUAUGGCUAUCCAUAUCAUUUGCCAGGUGUAUAUCCUCAAAGCAUGAGAGGACAUCCUGCGUUCAAUUUGCUACCGACCAGAGGCAGGAGAGGAUAUUUUAGAGGAUCUCAGUACGCUUCUGCUUCUAGAGGUGGUUAUUUCAACCGAAGAUCUAGAGGUUAUAAAUCUCAGUAUAGGGGUGGCUAUCAUGGUGGACGAAACCAGUAUCCUCCAGAACUUGAAGAGGAAUACAUAAAAUAUUUCUCGAAAUUCCUUAACAACGACACUGACCACCGAAGAAAUAGAUCUAGAUCCAGAACUAGAAGAAGCAGGUCUCGUUCAAAGCACACAUCUUAUUCAAGGAGUAGGUCCAGGUCCAAUUCGAGACACAGAAGAUCCAGAUCCAGAAGAAGGUCUUCUAGAUCAAGAAGUACUAGUAGGACACACUCGAGACACAGAUCAAGGUCAAGAAGAUCUCGUUCUCGCUCCAGAAGAUCGAGAUCUCGAAGAUCGAAGAGGAGCGCAUCGAAAGAUAGAUCUAGGAGUAGAAAUAGGUCGAGGUCCAGAAGAACUUCGGAAGGAAGAAGGGAUAGUCGCAAAUCUAGAUCUUUAAGUAAAGAUAGCUCAAAAUUUAUUUCGCCGAAUAGGAUGAGGAAAGACAGGUCCAAGUCAUGGUCUUUGCCAAGAGAAGAAGAAAAACGAAAAAGGGACUCUUGGUCUAGAUCGCCUGAAAAAAGAACUUGAGAUUAUGUAUAUAUCUAUACAUAUAUUGCUUCUUCCGUAUCUCAAAUAUUGCAGUGCAGAUUAUAAGUCAAUUUUAUAGAAUGAAACAUAUUAUUUAAAGUUAUGUAAGAUAUUAUAAUAAAGUAAUAAUAUACGUUCAAAUAUUCAA